UAUUUUGGAAUUGAAAGUUACACAUGUAGUUUGUUGAUGUUAAGAUUUGGUUUUUAGUUUUGUUUUCCUGGCAAUGACGUGGCUGCAAGAGUUUUAAUGAAACCUAACCGAGGCUGUGGCUGAGGAACUCAGAGAGAUAGAGAGAGUAGUGGAGGAGAGGCACAGAGACAGGAGGAGAGGCGAAGAAACAAAGAGAGACAUAGCCAAAGACAGGAGGAGAGAAAGAGACAGGAAAAGAAAUGUAGAGAGAUACACAGAGAGAGACAGAGAGAGAAGCAUAGAGACACUACUUCAGAGGCUUUGGCAGCUGCUAGUGUUCUCAUUAUUAGUUGUCAGGGGAGCUCAAUGUUUUGCAAAAUGCUACUCCUCCAGUUGAAGAAAGACACUCAUUCCUGUUGAAGCAACCUCCGCCCUCUAUGACAUUGCUGUCCUGGUUCAGAAAAUUCAAACCGGACAAAUCAACACAUAAGAAAAGAGGCAAAAAGGAUCAAAACCCUUUGGAACGCUGAUGGCAUAUGAUCUUAAGAGCAUGGAGCAGUAUAACAUGAUUGCGCAUCAACUGAAAACUAUUGGAAAUGAAGCAUUUAAACAGCGGCGUUAUCGUAUUGCAAUCCAGAAGUAUGAUGAAGCUUUGAGCAUUCUGCGUGAUUUGCAGCCAACUAAAAGGGAAUUGGCUGUGUUGUACUGCAACAGAUCAAAUGCCCUUUAUAACCUGGAAAUGUGGAAACAUGCUUUUGAUUCCGCACAAUAUGCUAUUGCUGUCGACAGAACCUAUAUCAAGGGUUACUACUGGACUGGCAAUGCCUUGCUGAAGAUGCACGAUUAUAUAGUAGCACAUCAGUAUUUCUAUGAAGGGCUAAACAUCCUGGACGCCAAUCGGGACCAGUCUCAACAUGAAAUUGCAGAUCUUAUAGUGGGAAUACUGACAACGUGUGGGACCGACAGCAACUUCCUUGAAGUCUUAAAAUGGAAAGGCUACAAUUCCACAAUUUGGCAAAUUGUUAUUGAAAAAGCUGCAAGAAAAAAUUUAUGGAAGGCUCUUUACCUUGUCUUGUGUGAUUGGAAGUUGAUGCCUGGUAACGAAUACAGCGCUGCACAAAUCUCUCUUAAAGAACUAUUUGGGAGUUUUCUUCCUAAGUAUAGACCAUUCCAAUACAGAGAUUGGAUAACACAGCUGUUGCGUACCUUAGUGUCUCAUGGUGUAAAGCUUGAAAGCAUUGGACCAUUCCCACUUCAUUCCAUCCUCAAACUUGCCAUAAGGACCAAUGACAGGAAACUUCUUAAAUGGAUUUUCUCACAAAAGCCAUAUCCACAGGAUACAAUAAACCAACAGGAUGACAAUGGGCACUCCCUUCUACAUGUUGUGGCUUCCUGGCAGAAUGGGUUGGAUGGAUAUACACACAAGUGUCAGACUGAAGAUGUGCGUUAUCUCCUGCAAUUAGGAGCUGAUCUCAAUAUCCGUGAUAGUCAGAACAAGCUUCCAAUUUACUACCUGAAGAAACAUAAAAACUUUAAAGCAGUUGAUUUUAUCAAUAAACAUUAUUUAGCAACGGCAACAGACCCAUCAUCUCAAGAAACAGCAAACCAGAUGGAAGAGAGUAAAUCUGCUUGUGCUGCUAUUACAUUUGAAGAGGCUGUUGAGCAGUUUGUGCAGUUUUGCAACUCUGAGAUAGUGGAAUCUUGUAAUGACUUGAUGGCCCAAACACAAGUCCAGGUGUUUCUACAACAGCUAUCUACCAUGACAGAGAUUAAUGCGGCCAUUCUACAGAAUGUUGAGUGCAAGGUUGCAAGCAGCUUAAUCAAACAGCUUCUUCACAGCUGUAAAUGGCAUGAUGCUUUGCUGUUACUGACAGGGAGUUGUAAUGAAAAGCAAAGCCAACAGCCAGUUCUGAAAUGUAACCUCUCUGAUCUGGAUCUUUGCACUAUCGUUGGUAAUCUUGACCAACAAGAGAACAGAGAAUGGCUUCUGCAGAAUUUAAUGGACCAUGGAGCUUCUCCAUGUGGAGUUAGCACUGAAGAAAGUCCAAUAUGCCUGUCUUUAAAAAAAGAUGACUUCAAACUUGUACAUCGCUUAUUGAUCAAUGGAGGAAAUCCGCAGGAUCUUACACUCACUGCAGGCGACACCCCUCUGCAUGCAGCAGUUUGUAUCGUUCUCGACAAAAAAGAUGAGAUUGGUUUGCACAUAUUGAAAUAUCUGUUGGAAAAGUACGGCACUGAUGCAGCUCAUUAUCCAUAUCUCAAUCCCAGCUCUCAAGAUAACAAUGGAAAUACUUUGCUGCACAUUAUAUUUCAUAAACCCUACUCUAAAAAUCAUGAAGAAAUAAUGGAUCUGCUAAGCAGGUUUGAAAUCAACAGCAAGAUGAAAAACAAGGAAGGGAAACAAUGUAUGUACAAAAUUAAAAAAGAUGACCCACGUUUCAUCCUGUGGAAUAAAGCAAUAUCAAGAAAUCGAAAGAAGAGAGAACAAAAUGACCAGAGUCAGAAGUCACGAACUUCAAGAAGUGUGAAGAAUGCAAUGGGCAGAAAGCGACCUUCUCAUCAGAAGGUCGAGACGGUGGAGAGUUCACAGUCUGAUGGACAGACACCACUGAACGGUCCCUCUGAGGCUUCCCUUAAAGUGGAAUUAGAAGGGCAUCCACUGAAAUCAAGGGAUGAACCAAAUGUUGCUUUGACUGUGGAAGAAAUCCUAGUGAAUGAAAUUAGAAAAAUUAUUCAACAACUUAAUGUGGUUGAGACGCCGGUAGAAGCAAGCUGUUCCAAACUACCCACUUUUGACACUUUGCUCAAUGAUUCAACUCAGACUUUGGAAUCGAGAACUCCAGCUUUCAAAACAGAUUCUUCGCAAAACGCUGACAAUUUUGAAGAAGUGAUGUUGAAUGAGACCACAGAGCAUUCAAACUGUUCUGCGCAGCAAUAUCCAAGCCCUGAAGAAGUGACCGAUUUGCAAGACCUGGACUUUGAUAAUAUGACAUGGGAGAUUGAAUGCACAUCAGAGUUACUGAAAAAGCUCAGUUGCAGAGAUGUACCUCAGCAAAUGAAAACAAAAGUUGUAAAGGUGAUUCAGCAACUUGGAAAUGGAGAAUGGACUCAGAGCCUCCAAAAGCCACUUAAGCAUCUGAACAGCCCCAUUAAGCUUUAUGAAGCUAAACUUGACAAAGGGGCAAGAAUGCUUUGGGAACUGGCAGUGGAUUUUUCACCACGUUGCAGUGAAAAGCCAGAAAAGAUUUUUGAAUCGGAGUUUUCUUCUCAUCCUCAAGAGAGAGUCACAGGAAGGGUAUAUAGUGAGAUCAUUCGGAUCUGGGAUAUCAUCCUAGACCACAAUAAACUUAACCGGGCAUUGGAUAUGAUCUGCAGUUCAUAUGACCGUGGACAAAACUGCAUCCUCCGCAAGAAGCUUAAAGGAAUAAACAAAGCUGUGCUUACUUCAAAUUUAAAUGUCCAAAAGAGAAUCCCAUUAUUCUUUAUGGAAUGUGUCGAUUGCAAAGAACCAAAAGAAAAAGUACCUGAAUACUUCCCACCUGCUAGUGCAGUGGAAACGGAGUACAAUAUAAUGAAAUUCCAUAGCUUUAGCACCAAUAUGGCUCUUAAUAUCCUUACUAAUCUAGAGACCAGAGUUGAAUAUCCUUUCAGAGUGGGCGAGUUAGAAUAUGCAAUAAUUGACCUUGUCCCUAAACCAUUACAGGCAAUCAUUCUGAUUGGCCGAAGUGGAACAGGGAAGACUACUUGCUGUCUCUACAGACUUUGGAAACACUUCCAACUUUACUGGGAGAAGACACAAGUUGACAACCCCUGGUUGGUGCGACAGGUAUGGCAUAAAUGGAAAACAGGGCUGAUGGAUGAUGAAGAAAAAGAAUCAGCAGUGAAAGAUGAUAGAACAGAUUUCUCUGAUAAUGUAAAUUGUGAGGAGGAAUUUGAAUCUGUGGUUCAAAGCUGCGAUUUGGAUCUAAAUGGAAUGGCAUUUGAUGGCUGUGGCAGUGAUUUGACAAAUGCUCACGAAGAUAUGCUGGUGAAUCCAGGUGUUGCUGAUAAACUUGAACACUUGCAUCAAAUUUUUGUUACCAAAAACCACGUGCUGUGUCAGGAAGUCUUGAAAAACUUUGUAGAGCUUAGCAAGUCUACCAAAGCUACAGGCCACUUCACACCUCUGGAACCUACUAUUUACAGACUUCAGGACAUUAAGGAUGAGAACUUUCCGCUGUUCCUAACCUCAAAGCAAUUGCUGCUGUUAAUUGACGCAUCCUUGCCAGACCCUUUUUUCCCUCGAAAUGAAGAUGGCAGUCUGAAACGCACAAUUGUGGGUUGGUCUGUUCAAGAAGAUAUGUCAAUACCAGAUUUAGGAGACGAGGAUGAAGAAGAGGAGAAUGAGGGAGAUUUUCUGGAUGAUGAAAGUAGGGUUGUCGAGGGUCAUACCAAAGAAUCUGAUCCCCGUGUCUUUGUGACUUAUGACGUAUUUGCAAGGGAUCUUUGGCCCAAGAUGGUAAAAGGCAAAUCUCACUUUAAUCCAGCUUUAGUGUGGAAAGAGAUCAAAUCGUUUUUGAAGGGUUCUAUUGAAGCUUUAAAUAGUCCUCAAGGUUACCUUACAGAAGAACAGUAUAUUAAACUGGGAAAGAAGAGAGCACCAAAUUUCCAGGAAGACAGAACUGAAAUCUACCAUUUGUUCUGCUUAUAUCAGCAGAUAAAAUCACAGUUUAGAUACUUUGAUGAGGAGGAUGUGUUGUACAUGAUAUCACUGCGAUUAUCGAAGUCUGAUGUACUGCCAUGGUCUGUUCAUGAACUUUAUGGGGAUGAAAUACAGGACUUUACGCAAGCAGAGCUUGCCACGCUCAUGAAAAGCAUCAGUGACCCAAAUUGCAUGUUCCUUACUGGUGAUACGGCUCAAAGCAUAAUGAAGGGGGUUGCUUUCCGCUUUAGUGACCUGCGUUCCCUUUUUUAUUAUGCCCAUGAUUCCAAUCAAAAUGAAAAGAAACAGUGCAAUGUGGCAGUGCCGAGCAGAAUUUACCAACUUCACCAGAACUACCGAUCACAUUCAGGAAUUUUGAAUUUGGCUUCUGGUGUGGUGGAUCUUCUUCAGUACUAUUUUCCAGAGUCCUUUGAUCGCUUACCAAGAGACUCUGGCCUCUUUGAUGGACCAAAACCUUCUGUGCUAGAGUCCUGCAGUGUCAGUGACUUGGCUAUUUUGCUUAGGGGAAACAAGCGGAAAUCCCAGCCAAUAGAAUUUGGUGCUCAUCAGGUUAUUCUGGUCACAAAUGAAAAGGCAAAGGAUGCAAUUCCAGAAGAACUUAACCUGGCCCUGGUUCUGACAAUUUACGAAGCCAAAGGUUUGGAAUUCGAUGAUGUCCUCCUCUAUAAUUUCUUCACGGAUUCUGAGGCUGAUAAGGAAUGGAGGGUCAUCUCCUCUUUUCAACCUUCACCUCAGUCAAAAGACAAAUAUAAGCCAGUACUGGAGCAACCAAUAGAUGAUAUUGUUUCACAAAGCAGACCUCUUGAAUUCAAUGUGGAAUUGCACAAGUUGCUGAAUUGUGAACUCAAACAAUUGUACACGGCUUUCACAAGAGCAAGGGUCAAUUUGUGGAUCUUCGAUGAAAACAAAGGGAAACGUGACCCAGCCUUCACAUAUUUCAUCAAGAGAGAUUUCGUCAGAGUGGUCAAAACAGAUGAGAACAGAGAGCUUGAUGACAGCAUGUUUGUAAAGGCGUCAACGAUGCAAGAAUGGGCAGAAAGAGGUGACUACUUUGCAAAACAUCAAUGUUGGAAGGUGGCUGCCAAGUGUUACCAGAAAGGUGGAGAUUUGGAAAAAGAGAAACUGGCACUAGCACAUGAUGCCGUUCUUAAUGUACAGGUUAAGAAAAGGAGCCAGAGGGAAAUUCAGAUUGAAUACCUCCAGUUGGCCAAGAUUUACCUGGAGUGCAAAGUGCCAAAACUGUCAAUGAAGUGUUUGAGAAAUGCGAAGGAGUACAAGCUCUGUGCAGAACUGCUUGAGAAAUUAGGAAAGGUGGGAGAUGCAGCUUGUUCAUACAGAAAGGCUCAGUGUUACAGACAAUCUGCAAGAUGCUUUGAACAAGUGCACAAAUUUGAGCUGGCGCUCCAAAUGCUCUGCCGUGGUGAAUUAUACAAUGAAGCUGCUCUGGCUGUGGAAAGAUACAAAGACAUUCAGCCUUCUAUAAAACUUAAAUACUCUGCAGAGCAGUUUCGUCUAGAGGCUGCUGCCAUGUUUCUGAGGGAGAAUAAACUCACUGAAAUGACAGCCUCUCUGAAUUAUCUUGAUCCUGAAGACCAGCUAUUUUUCCUCAAGUCAAACAAGUGUUUGUCUCAAGCAGCUGAGCUGUUGAAAAGCCAGAGCCGGGAGGAGGAAGCUGCCAUUUUGAUGCGGGAACACGGAAAGCUUCAAGAAGCAGCAAGACUUUCGAACAAGAAAGAAUUUCAAGCUGAGUGCCUCAUUGCCGCAGUCCGAGUGAGUCUACUCAAAGAGAGCAAAGGAGAAGAGAUAAGUGCCUCAGACAAAGAAAGCAUCCAAGAUAUGCUGGAUGAAGCAACCAAACUCUUCAAAAUCAGAAAACGACAGUCGUCUGAUAUAGCAGAAGCCUUGCUCUUGAAGGGUCUUUUAAACAGAGAGACAAAUGUGAUUGCAGAAGCUUUUGAGAUUUUUGUCGAUGAAUAUAACAGUGCUGGAGCUGUGGAGAGCCUCUUUUUCUUACUGCAGAGAGACCCUAAGGCUUUGUCAGACUUUGAACGAUCAUUGACUUGUCUGGAAAUGUUGAUGAGUUUGGUGAAAGCACUGGACAAUCCCCAGAACAAUGCCGAGAAAGACAUGGUCAAAGCUUGCUAUGCGUUUUUUGGAAUUUUGCAAGUAGAUGCCAAGUAUGGCAGAAUUCCACUGUAUGAAGGAGUGAGAAUUUUGCAGCUGGAUUUUGACUUGGACCUAAGUGAAAAGCAAGGCAAUUUUUACAAAUGUGAAAUCAAACAAAUUAGGAUCUUCCUACAGAAGCACUUUCUGCGUCACCUUUGUGACUUUGCUGAUAAAAUCAAGUCAGUGGGACAGAAUACUCCAGAUAUUUGUCCAAAGUUUAUCUGUGGUUUAGCCUGUAACUCUCCUUCCUGUCAAGAUUAUCAUAGGCCUUUGAAAAGAUAUGAAGCAAAAUAUUCACUUAAUGCCAAGGUGUAUCUGACUGUUCUAAAUGGAAUAUUGCUGGAAGCCAAAGAUUUCUAUUCUAAAGACACCUUUCCAGAAGUUGAGAAAAUUGAAGAUAUUCUUACUGGAGACCCAUAUGCUUUAUGCACCCCUCUGCUGAAUGCUUUUUACCCAAAACAUUUUCACCAGAGGGUUAUAUCCGAAAGCCCUGUUGUUUGCCGAGAGAUUUUGGGAUUAAUAAAGGUGAUUCAGUUUCACAGCUUCAAAUCUGUGCUGCGGGAGUACAUAUCUCAUUGUUUUCAAUGUUCCACAGUAGAGGAAAGAAGAGAAUCAACAGAUUUGUGGGUACAGACCCAACAGGUUUAUCUUCUGACUUGUGACUACCCCAAGAAAAUUGAAGAUCUGCUCUCGAAAGUUGAGCAAGAAUAUGACUCUGAGCGAAAGAAAUGUGAAGGAGGCUCACGUGUUCAAGACAAAAGGAGAACAGGCCUAAGAGGCAAGCGUGGAAUGUUGCCUACCAACACGUUACACUUAUGUAUUUUCAGACUUCUAGUUACAUCUGUGAAGGAUUUUUAUGAACACGCUGACCCAGAGAAAUGUAUUCAUCACUUUUUCCGGUUCAUGAAUGUACUAAUUAAAAGAUGUGCUGGUCUCCUCAUCCCGAGUAUAGCAAAUACCGUGUCAGUGCUUGAAUUCCAGUUUAUUUUGUGUUGUUCCACCCUUAUGCGUUUCAAGAAGAACCUUGUGGUUUGUCUCCCAAGGAGUUUUAUAGCUCUCAUUCAUUACUGGAACUUCAUGUUCAAAGUUAAUGUCAAACACAGAAAGUCCAGAGAUGCAUUUAACAUCAUAAGUGAGUUCAAGCCAAAGGACGUCCCCAAAGUCAUUUAUAAAAUGAAUAAACAUUUGACUUACCUGAUCAGUGUCUUGUGUGGUGGGGAGCGCAGAGACUUCAAUGUACUUCUGGAUGCUUUCAGUGAUCCAGAUUAUACUACUUCGGGAGAGGCUGAGAGGACAGCAGUUCUGGGAGUGGUGAUGUUGAUAAAUGCAAGAUACGUUUUGGAAGAAUGUUCGGUGGAAACGAUGAUCAGAUCUAGUUUCUGUGAAGUAGAGGAACAGUUGAAAAAACUCACUCAACACCAUGGAUCAAAGGUUCCAGCAAGGCUCAUAGAUCUUGUUGAAAACGUUAAUAGAGCACAAAGUGUUAAUGAUGUGGUGAUCAGCCUUCAGGAGUUACUGAAGGCGAGAGAUGAUGAGUAUUUGCAUGACUGCUUCUGGAAAUGGGAUCAUCCCUCUGGCCCUGGUUCAGUACCGGGUAUUUACUUUCAGAACAUUCAAGCUAAAAGAUUCAUUAAUGAAUGUUGGACAAAAAAUUAUGAGAUUGCACACAUCCCGGAGAAAGACCACGAUGCUCCAGACAAUGCUCUAUACCUUGAGGAAAAGGAUGAACACCUCCAGGACAUGGCUUUUGAAUUGCAAAAGAAAGCAAAUUUGAGACGGAAAUGGCAGUGUGUAGUACAUGUAAUUAAUGCAUGCGGGUACCUGCUAAAACUCUUGACGCACACAGAUUCAGAUACUAUCCAACCGAAGACUGAGGUUCCCAGCAACUUCAAAGAGGCCUAUGUAGAUAAGACGCAGUGCGAUAUUUGUGGAGUGAGAUUUUCUAAGAGCUAUGCUGAUUUAUGUCGAAAGCAGGAACAUGAAGAAGCUGCUAACCAUAUCUCAGAAAACUGGGAAGACAAUGAAGAUGAAGAGGAAAGUGAAACUUUAUACGUGAACAAUUGUUUCGAAACCCACAUCAGAUUCGAAGAGCAUAUAAAGAAAGAAGCUGCCUACAAUGCUUAUUUGACUUACUUUGGGGGAUCUGUGGAGCCUGUCAUGUGCAAAGGCAGAAGUAUGCUGCAUUCUCUUGAGGAAAAGGCAACCGAUUACUUGACAUUUAAAGAACUAUCAAAAGUGAUGUCUGGAAAACUGCAGGACAGUAUUAAUGAAAUUAGAAAUUUGAUCGACAGUAUCUACAACCAGAAGACCUGGGUAAACGGUGAAAAAAUAUUAUCAGAGAAAAUUGACAUGCUUCAGGAAAUUGUAAAUGAAGCUGACAUGCGACAGAAUCAAUUACUCUGCCACACUGAUGAUGGAGCUGAAGCUAACCACAGUGCGGCUGAUUUUGAAGAAGGCCUAGAAGACAGGCAAGAAAACUUUGAUGAAUUACGCUCUAAGAAAAGGAGGAAGGGCACCAAGAAAAAGCGAAAGCAUUAACAUGAAAUCAAACAUGUAUACUGGGUGCACAGAAGGAGAUCAGAAUUUCAUUGUAUACCAGCGUUCAUUUAUCGUUUGUGCCUCUGAUAAUGCUGAUUGAAUGUACACAUCAUUUUGUAUUUUCCAAUACUUAUAUCAUGAAUAGUUAUUAGUUUCCUUUAUACUUUUAUGGAAUUCAACGCUUGCAUUGCAAGAGCCCUCCUUAAAGACCAGGCUUUUUAAACUGUUUUAAAUGUUGACAAUAAGGUACAGCGUUCCUUUUCUAAGACGGUCUGGUUAUUUUUCAAAUUCUUUUUACAACUAAUUUACAAAUUAGUUUUUUACCAUUAUAUGAUUAAUAUGUUGGUCCUUGGAAUCAGAAAAGAAUGCUCAUCCUUAAAGUAUUAUUCAGAUAGAAGGAUAUUUUCCUGAUCAGAGUUCAUAAAAUCCCUACAGUGUCGAAAGCAAGCCAUUCGGCUCAUCGGGUCCACACCAAUUCUCCGAAGACCAUACCACUCCAACCCACCCCACUACCCUAUCACUAUAACCCUGUGUUCCCCAUGGCUAAUCCACCCAGUCUGCAAAUGCCUGAACACUAUGGGGCAAUUCAGCAUGGCCAAUCCACCAAACAUGCGCAUCCUUGGACUGUGAGAGGAAACCAGAACACCUGGAGGAAACCCAUGCAAACCUACAGAGAAUGUGCAAACUCCACAUAGACAGUCACACAAGUGUGGAAUCGAGCCUGGGUCCUUGGCACACUGUGAGGCAGCAGUACUAACCAUUCAGCCACCGUGCUGAUGAGCUGCAAAACUUCUCAACCAGUUCUUAAGGUCAUCUCUGACCUAACUGGAAGGUCAUUUUUAACUUGGACUAUUUUAGAAAACUCAUCUCUACUGAAACUCUCUUAUUCAGUGUCUUGUCUCAAAAAGACAGUGCCUCCUAGUGGUAGUAUGGACCUUAAAUUUUUUUUCUGGAUUUGCUUUAAAACUUUAUUUAUCAUGGUUAUUGUCUCAUUUUGUAAAAGGCUGUUGCAUUUGAAAUUUUACUUUGAUUUGCAAAAAUAACUCAGAGGAAAACAGUGUAAGAUGAUUGUAAUAUGUCAUUUACCUAUGUGGAUGUAGAUUACCUGUACUUUUUAUGACGUUAAAUCAUUUGUUUUAAAAUUGAAUGUUUUGUGCUUACAUUUGAAAUAGUUGUUUGUAGAUAUGAGCUUACUUGGACCAAUUUUUUUUUUACUAAAAAUCAACAAGCUAAUUUUGUUCAUAAAUGUGAAAUUUCUCAAAUGUAAAAACAGGCAUUUGAAGUCUACUCAUGUUAAUUAAAAUUUCAUUUUGGCCAGGGAAGGAAAAAAGCUAUAUUACCCAUUGAUUUGAAUUAAAUGAUUCAAAUAGCCAGCAGGAGGCAAUUUCUUUUUCUGUUGGUGCAAGAUUUGAGUACUAAUUAAUAGCUUGAAUUAUGCUUUUUGAAUUGUGUAAAGUAAUUGGUAAAAAUUGCUUGAUACAAAAAAAAACUCCCAUCAAAUAAUGGCUUUUGCUGAAAGUUUGAAAUAUUUUAAGAACACCAUAGGUUAUGACAUUGCUAAUUCAUAUAGUUAGUUUCUUGUAUUUUUUUAAGCCAUUGAUUUGAUAAAAUGUCAAGUUUGCUUUGCACCCUUGGAAAAAGUUGCUUUCCAAGUUUAAAAUAAUGUUGGUCAACAUGUGAAAUUCCCUCUAUUCUUCUAGAGUCUAGUUUUAAGGACAAGAAAAUGAGUAAAUAAAUUGCUAAGUGAGUUCCAAAUGUAUGUUAAAAUACGUAUAUUUUAUACUUUACCAAUUAAUUUUUUCUGAAAAAUUGUGUGUAUAAUGUUUUACGAACAGAAUGAAGCUUUAGUUUUUCUAGAUGUGACUUUGAGUACAAAAGGAGACUUUUCCUUCUAAAGCAUAAUUUUUACUCAGAUGCCUUAUUUAGCGUCAAGUCUGUAAUAGUUGUUCUAAAGAUUCCUGUGUUUUUUGGGUCUGUAUUAUAGAAGUAAAAUCAUUUUCCACACUA
This is a messenger RNA of Rhincodon typus (whale shark), 11392 nucleotides long. Its product is annotated as TPR and ankyrin repeat-containing protein 1. The transcript is spliced from 25 exons. NCBI's taxonomy places the organism in Eukaryota, Metazoa, Chordata, Chondrichthyes, Orectolobiformes, Rhincodontidae. Bases 509 to 9385 code for a protein of 2958 amino acids. The record is from RefSeq and is a predicted model, not a curated record. Gene Ontology annotation, molecular function: protein binding.